This is a messenger RNA of Nymphalis io (European peacock), 1194 nucleotides long. RefSeq names its product testis-specific serine/threonine-protein kinase 3-like. The coding region runs from base 98 to 1129 and encodes 343 amino acids. The record is from RefSeq and is a predicted model, not a curated record. The transcript is spliced from 6 exons. NCBI's taxonomy places the organism in Eukaryota, Metazoa, Arthropoda, Insecta, Lepidoptera, Nymphalidae. Gene Ontology annotation, biological process: intracellular signal transduction; microtubule cytoskeleton organization; protein phosphorylation. Gene Ontology annotation, molecular function: ATP binding; protein serine/threonine kinase activity; tau-protein kinase activity. Gene Ontology annotation, cellular component: cytoplasm.
ACACAAUAAUUUACAUGAAAAAUUAAUCAUGUGCCUUACUAAAUUAUAGUAUGAAUUCUAUUAAAUUAAAAUUUAAAAAUAAAUAAUACUCUAUGAUAUGCCAGGGCCUGAUAUAAGAACUGAUGAAAAUGUUCAUGGCGAGAUGUCUACAACCCCCACGACAACUGUUCAUAGUGGAGUUGAAGCUAAAAUCGAAAGAAAAUUAACAGUUCUUGAAACACAUGGUUAUAUUUUGGGCAGAACCAUAGGCUCAGGAUCCUAUGCUACCGUCAAGGUAGCCAAUAGCGAUAGACACAAUUGUCAAGUGGCAAUAAAAAUAAUAAGCAAGUUUCAAGCACCUGGCGACUAUCUAAAGAAAUUUCUUCCCCGAGAGAUAGAAGUCGUAAAAGGACUGAAGCAUGAAAACUUAAUACGCUUCUUACAAGCAAUUGAAACCACUCAUAGAGUGUACAUUGUAAUGGAGUAUGCAGAAAAUGGCAGCCUUCUAGAUAUUAUUCGGAAAGACCAACAUAUCGAUGAGUCACGCGGUCGUCGUUGGUUCAAACAGCUCGUGGAGGCGGUAGACUAUUGUCAUGAGCGGGGUGUUGUUCAUCGGGACAUCAAAUGUGAAAAUCUUCUUAUGGAUAAUAGUUUGAAUAUCAAACUGUCUGAUUUUGGCUUCGCAAGAGGCCACAUGAAACCGAAGAACGGGGUUUAUGCGUUAAGCGAAACAUUUUGUGGGAGUUAUGCUUAUGCCUCACCAGAAAUACUGAAAGGCGUUCCUUAUAGACCCCAAGAUUCUGACAUUUGGAGUAUGGGCGUAGUUCUCUACGCGAUUGUGUAUGGUAGACUGCCCUUUGACGAUACUAACUAUACCCAACUCUUAAAGCAAGUCCAGAAUAAGGUGUCUUUUCCUCGCGAACCAAAAAUAUCGACGGAAUGUCGCAAGCUAAUCACAAAGAUUCUAGCUCCGCUGAAAUUACGAGCAAAAAUACCUCAAAUCCUAGCCGACCCUUGGCUUAGUCCACACCAGUCAUCGAAAGAAGAAGAGUUAGACGCCAAACCAGAUAAUGAAGCGAGUAAAGAGGAAAUAAAAAGUGUAAAUAUUGGAACAGUCACAUUCGACAGAAAAUUUGAAGAAGUGAAGUAACCAAUUAGGCAAUACCAAAUUAUAAAAAAUGUUUUUACUAAAAUAAACAGCACAAUAAACGACUU